GACCGGUGCAGCAGCAGCAGCAGCAGCAGUGUGCUCCCAUCACGAAGAGAGAGAGAGAGAGAGAGAGGAAAGCAACAUCUCCUCCUUUUCCACCCAGCAUCUUCACCCACCGACAGCGACUCGAGUGGGAACACACAAGUGCUCUCAGACCGUCCUCCGGUGUCCAGAGUUCCCCCUCUUCCUCCUCCUCCUCAAAAUGUCCGUGGGCAGUGACUUUGGGAACCCUUUAAGAAAAUUCAAACUCGUCUUUCUCGGGGAGCAAAGUGUUGGAAAGACGUCUCUGAUCACACGGUUCAUGUAUGACAGCUUUGACAACACAUAUCAGGCCACAAUUGGAAUCGACUUCCUGUCGAAAACCAUGUACUUGGAAGAUCGAACGCUUUCUCUCUCUGAACCACAGGUGAGGUUGCAGCUCUGGGACACAGCGGGACAAGAGCGCUUCAGGAGCCUCAUCCCCAGUUAUAUACGCGACUCCACUGUGGCCGUGGUGGUCUACGACAUUACAAAUGUGAAUUCAUUCCAGCAGACCUCGAAAUGGAUCGAGGAUGUGAGAACAGAGAGGGGAAGCGAUGUCAUCAUUAUGCUCGUCGGCAAUAAAACAGACCUGGCAGAUAAAAGGCAAAUCACAAUUGAGGAAGGGGAGCAGAGGGCCAAAGAGCUGAGCGUCAUGUUCAUAGAGACCAGCGCCAAGACAGGUUACAACGUCAAACAGCUGUUUCGCCGCGUGGCAGCUGCUCUUCCAGGAAUGGAAAGUAUGCAAGAAACAAGCAAAGAAGGGAUGAUCGACAUCAAGCUGGACAAACCGCAGGAGCCGCAGACGACUGAAGGUGGCUGUUCCUGUUAAUACAUCUCUGAACAUCCUCAUUUACACCACCUGCUUGUUAUGUUGCUUCUUAUUGGUUAACCUGCAGUUGACUUUUGCACGUUGAGAAUCUGGCCUCCUCACCUGACUGACUACUGGUCAUCUGUUGGAACUAGCAAUAUGUGAAUUUGCUUCUGAAGUAGUGUAGCCUACUUUGUUAAUGAAACUGCCAAAAAGUCCAACAACUUGCAAAAAAAAAAAAAAAAAGAGAAAGAAAAAGAUGUUAAAAAAAGAUGCAAAAGUUGUGAAUGUGGAUGGAAUUUUUUAAGUCGAAAAGGAAGUUUCCCCCGUUUCUUUUUUGUAUAUUUUUGUAUAUUCAGGGAAAUCUCUCUGGAAAGGUUGUUUUUUUAAGAGAUGCAGAAAACUGAGCUCUGUUCGAGGGCUUGAUGAGAACGGAUUGUUUUAGACACAUUUUUAUGGAUCCUGACUCAUGACAGGAUCAACUGCGGCCCUCCUAACGUUAUUACCCAGAUGUCACUUCUUCCUAACCCCUUACAUUUAAUCAUGUAAAGGAUUAUACUGAAACAGUUUUUAUCUGUAACCCAGCGUUUCCAUUUAAAGGGCCUCCUGUCAACGUGCGAUCCAUAAUUUUGUGUUCUAGUUGCACAGGAACAAGUGAACAGUAACAUCUUGAGUAUCUAAUGCAUGCCUAGUUUUUCAGCAUAGGUACUGUCUACCAGUGUACACAAAUAUGUAAAAAUGGUAACGUAACACCAGUGACUUAAUGCACUCUGAUAAUGACUAGUCCAUGUCCUUAUGUUUCUGAAAACUGUUGAACUGGAUUUGUAUACUUGACUUCAGAGUAUCUUUUUGUCGUGCGUGUGUGUAAAUGUGUGCUUUCUGUAUAGGCAACAUUAGAAUGCAGCUGUAUUGAGGGCCACUGCCGAGUCGUCUUAUUAUUGCCACAUCACCACACAUUUUAGGUCACACAUAGUCUGCAGGAGGUACAAGGCUUUGUUCAGUCUGCCAGCCCAGUGUUUCUGUCAAACCCAGAUUGUUCCAGGUGGAUUUUAGAAAGUCUGGACAUGAUAUGCGACCAUUGCAACGCACAUUGAGUGAUUCAUAAUGCAAUUUUAGUCAGAUGUUUACAAAUGAAUCCCAGUCAUGGCACUGGUUGCUCCAAUUAGAUUUUAAAGUAUCAGUUCCAAUGUGACACAUCAAAGAUGUUAAAUCCAGGAUGAUGGCGGUGCAUCAUGGUGCUAAACCACUGCUUGACAACUGAAUGGAUGGAAAAUAUACAUUCAUUCAUUCCCUUUUGUUCAGCAGCUGAUACGCUGCACAAAGCAUCCUGCUGAUGUGACUAGAGGGCCUCAAAGAAUUCAAGAGAGCAAAUCAAGCUGCAACAUACAUGGCUUUAUUAACAGCUAUGUAUGAAUCCUUGAUGAUACAAUGCCAGACUAAUGUUGUGUGUUAGUUGAAAAUCUAAGAUUUGUAAAACAAAAGUUGGCAAAUGUCUUAAUUACAAUAAUGUCUUUCAUUCAAAUGUAUUUAAAGCCCGUGACGAGCUUUAGCUUGUUCUGAAUCAGACUAAAAUCAAUACUGAUGUCUCUUUAUGACCUUCAAAAGUCUACACCGCCAUCAGCAACAAGAUUGAUUUUUUUAUAUACCCUAAUUUCAAUGUUUUUAACAGCUGGCAUGGAGGUCAGAUUUCAGAUGAGAUGAUUCACAGCUGCAUUUAGUCAAACAUUUACAAUUGAAUGUUUAAAAAAAGAGAUGUACAGAGUUGUCCACAAGGGGGCGCCAGACAGAAAGUUCCUCACAGGAGCUUUAAACUCUAAAGCUGUUGAAUUCACAGUCAUUGGAUCUUAAUUCAGAACGGGAGUAUUAUCUCACUCAUUCUGUCAAAGUGAUCUGAGACAAAAUCCCCCUUUUGGGAAGCUGGUAGGAUUCACAAAAUCUCCUCCACCGCGUCAGUGACGAUGAAGUCUGAGCACAAAAUCCUGACCUGUUAAUGACAGUGUGGAGCGUUUGUCUAACAUCUGAUUUGAUAAACAAAUGCGGUUUGGCUGCAGUGUGAACAAAACCUCAGACUCCACACUCACAACAUUAUGACAUCUGUUGUUUUAUUGUGUGGUAUCUCGUAUAGUUGUGAUCGUGGUAGUCUGCACAUUCGCUGUACGUGAGCAGUGGAGAUCCAUAACUCUUGCCUUGUUGUCACAGAGGAGCGUGUGGCGUUCUCUGCGUGGUGAUCUGUAGACUUUAAAGCCGGUCCUGUGAUCAAACAGACGUCUAACAUUGUAAAAACAGUGCUUUGUUUCAUUUCUGACAGAAGACUAAUUUGCACAUGUAGACCUUUCAGGUGAAUAUGAAGUUCAGAAAACGCUUCAUUGUAAAUGUACAGUCACUGAAUGGAAAAGUUGUCUGGUUGUCAUAGAAACUGUCACGUAAGGUGUCCCCACUGAGAUGAGCUUUUCUUUGCUGCUUGUGUUUAAACUGACUACUGACGUUGGCAUUAUGCAGUGUUGUUUGAUUUGUAUUAUUCUGGUUAUGUUAGAGCCAGCUAUCAUGACGUGCUGGUGGUGAAGAGGCGAGAACACUACUCUGAGUUGUCUCUGAAGUGACGUCUUACUGCACUUUUUAAGAACAUGUUUUAGAGUUAGAGAGAAAAUGUCAAUCUAAAAAAAAAAAAACUGAAAAAAAGAAAAGAAAAGAAAAGAAACGUCUUCAGCUCCAGGACUUUUGGAGUUCUGUCAUAUUAGAGUAGAUCUGUUUGUUGAUGAAGUGUUCACACAUGUCCAAAAAAAGGGGAGCACUCGUGUUAAAAUAGUGAACAUUUCUAACCCACAUAACGAGCCAAAUGAUGAAAAAACUAAGAGCUGGAGAAAACAUUACAGCAGAUCUUGACUGUCUGGGACACACUUUUCUAGAGGUUUUGGGAAUAAUAAAAGUGAUAGUCAGGAAGGAAUUUAAAUGUAAAAUCCCUAAAAAUGAACAGAGAAAUGAUUACACAUGAACCCUGUUUUAUUUAUGAUCUCAAACAGGAAUGUACUGCUCGCCUUACCGAGCACUCAGCCUCAUAAGGAGAGAUCUUUUUGAGAAAUGAAUCACUGGAGGUUUAUUGUUCAACGAGGAUAAAUGAUUAACUAGUUACUAAAGACGUUCCUUCCCCCCUUUAUUUUAAAUAAAAAAAACACCUCACCCAGUUUAACAUUCCCCCUUAAUGGACCAAGCAAUGCAACAAAUGUGUGCAUGUGGAGGGUCUGCAUUAGAAGAUAGGGGUGGGGGGUCACAGCUCUAAGCAGCAGACCUGAUCAGUCCAGAGCUGGCUCUUCAUUCACACUGUACAGAGAUCUAGCAUGUCUCUCCAAAUGAUUAAUAAAGAUGUCUUAUUACCAAAGUCA
This is a messenger RNA of Labrus bergylta (ballan wrasse), 4203 nucleotides long. It is a transcript of the gene rab6ba, whose product is annotated as RAB6B, member RAS oncogene family a. Gene Ontology annotation, molecular function: GTPase activity; GTP binding. The record is from RefSeq and is a predicted model, not a curated record. Gene Ontology annotation, biological process: vesicle-mediated transport. Lineage: Eukaryota; Metazoa; Chordata; Actinopteri; Labriformes; Labridae.